Molecule: messenger RNA, 13435 nt
Organism: Stegostoma tigrinum
Lineage: Eukaryota; Metazoa; Chordata; Chondrichthyes; Orectolobiformes; Stegostomatidae
Product: collagen alpha-1(XI) chain-like
Exons: 67
Coding region: 423-5828 (1801 amino acids)
Molecular function (GO): extracellular matrix structural constituent
Source: RefSeq, a predicted model, not a curated record
UGUAUUCGAAAGAAUUCCAUUUCUCUCCUUGCACAUCGUCACAAGUAAAAAGGAGGGUGGGGGAGGAGGAGAAAUCGAGUGGAACUUCCUCGGACGUUUUAAAAAAAAGUCUCAUCUCUUCCACCAACACCUCCCCCCCCCCCAACCUCCCCGCUAUUUUUGUUUCUUUAAAAAAAAUGUCGAGUGAAGAAGUCAUGCAAUCAGUGCCCGCAGAGAACGAGAGAGAGGGAGCAGCUUUCUGAAUCACGGACAGUUAGUUUCACUGGGUUCUCCGGAGCACAGCACCCAUACAAGCUGUGAGAGGACUUGGAAACUUCAAAGCACACACAUACACACACUGGCUACAGCAGUGGGGGGAAGGAGGAGGUGAGCAAUUAGGAAAGAGAGAGAAAAAAAACAAAAAAAAUCCAUGUCAUUUGGAGAUGGGGCAACAGGACAUCAGAAAGUGGCAGCUGGGAGCCCAAGUGAUUUUAUUCGUGGCAACGCUGACCAUUGUCAAAACAGAGGACCCAGUUGAUGUCUUACAAAUACUGAACCUCCAGGACACCAUGGACGGAGUUGUAACAGUCGCGGGAUUUUGCACACAUCGAAAAGGCUCUGAAGAGACGGAUCUUGCACUCCGACUAGAAAACAAAACUCAUUUCAGUGCCCUGACUACGCAGUUAUUCCCAGAUGGACAUUUUCCAGAGAAUUUCUCUAUCCUAACGACACUGAAGGCCAAGAAAAUGUCUCAGUUCUUCUUGCUGUCCAUUUACAAUGAUCAAGGGAUACAACAGCUCGGGGUAGAGAUUGGGCGAUCUCCUGUCUUCCUUUAUGAGGAUCAAACAGGCAAACCAACUCCUGAGGAAUACCCCAUCUUCAAAAAAAUUAACCUCUCCGAUGGCAAAUGGCACCGGUUGGCAAUCAGCGUUGAAGGGAAGAAUGUCACAAUGAUCGUUGACUGCAACCAGCAGAUAUCUGAGCAUCUAGCUCGAAGUGACAACCCAGCGAUCAGCACCAAUGGAAUCACAGUCUUUGGUACCAGGAUAUUGGAUGAGGAAGUGUUUGAGGGUGAUAUCCAGCAGCUGUUUCUGAGCCCGGACCCGAAAGCAGCUUACAGCUACUGUGAUCGCUACAUCCCCGACUGCGACAGCGUUCUACCCUAUGCCCUGCGGCUCCCGGAGCCCGUUUAUGAGGAAGAGACAGCCACCACACGGCCCCGUCACAAAAAGAGGAGGAAGGGUCGCAAACGCUCUAGAAAGAAGAGCAAGGGCAAAUCAAAGAAAUCGAAAAAAAACCGCAAAAAGAAGAAGAAAGAUCGGGCUGCCUGGCAAAAGAUAGAAGCUUUUGGGGUUGGGGAACAGGACAAGGAGCAGCCCCCCACGGAGAAAGCAGAAAAUAAUUAUGAUUAUUUCCUCGGUGCGGAAUACUACACUGAUUUGGAAUCCGCCAUCUUCAACGCCUCAAUGAAUGCUGAGGUUGUGGUGGAAAAUGCGACAGGCCAUGAGACCAUGCAAGAGGAGCUCAUUGAAGAAUCAGAGGGCCCCUUUACAAAUGAGUAUGAAAACCGAGAGUAUGAGACAAAUGACUACGAUUACUCAGAAGGAAACUACGAUGACCAGCGGAACCAGCAGUUUGGGACAGCUAGACGAGUGGAAUCAGAGACACAAGAUAGAUGGGUGCAGAGCCUGAAAGGAGAGAAGGGGGAGAAGGGGGAGCGUGCAGUCAUUGAGGCUGGAAUGUUGCUGCCUGGACCUGUAGGACCUCAGGGGCCUCAGGGUCUCCCAGGAAGCCCAGGAUCGACGGGUGUGCGUGGACGACCCGGUGACCCAGGGCAGCCGGGUCCACCUGGCCGUCCUGGUCUCCCCGGGGUAGAUGGUAUACAGGGCCCUCCUGGGACCAUGCUGAUGUUGCCGUUCCAGUUUGGUGGCGAUGGUGUGAAGGGACCGGUUGUUUCACCCCAGGAAUAUCAGGCACAGUCCAUCCUCCAGCAAGCGAGGCUUGCAAUGAAGGGUCCACCUGGUUCAACUGGCCUGACAGGGAGACCUGGCCCGAUGGGUCUCCCUGGUAACCAAGGUCAGAAAGGAGAUGUUGGCGAAAUGGGGCCUAAGGGACCUCCAGGAAUUCCAGGACCUCUGGGGCCAACAGGAAGACCCGGACGAAGGGGGCGCUCUGGAGUGAAUGGAAUCCGAGGUUUACCAGGAGAACCAGGAGUAAAGGGCAACAGAGGGUUUGAUGGACUCCCCGGACUACCUGGAAAUAAAGGCGACAGGGGUAACGUCGGUCCAAAGGGGCCACUCGGUCCAUCUGGGGAAAAUGGAGUGCGGGGUAGCGAUGGAGCAGUUGGACCAAGGGGAUUACCUGGUGAACCGGGGCCACGAGGCUUACCAGGCCCAAGGGGACAUGUUGGCCCUCCAGGACAGCAGGGAAUAACAGGUGUUGAUGGUCAUCCAGGUCAGAAAGGAAACUUGGGUCUUCAAGGUGAACCUGGACCUCCAGGACAACAGGGCAACCCAGGACCUCAGGGGUUUCCUGGACCUCAAGGCCCCAUUGGACUUCCUGGUGAAAAGGGACCUCCAGGCAAGCAGGGUCUGCUGGGUCUGAUUGGAGCAGAUGGUCCUCUGGGUCAUCCUGGUCGUGAAGGUCCAGCGGGUGAUAAGGGGAAUGCGGGCUCUCCUGGUGCACAGGGUCCAGUUGGAUAUCCUGGGGUCAGAGGUGUCAAGGGUGCUGAUGGAGCCAGAGGACUGAAGGGAAACAAAGGGGAGAAGGGAGAAGAUGGAUUCCCUGGUUACAAAGGUGACAUGGGACCCAAAGGGGACAGGGGUGAAGCUGGUUUACUGGGCCUUCGGGGGGAGGAUGGUCUGGAAGGAGUCAAGGGCCAGAUGGGUCCACAUGGUGAGCCUGGUCCCACUGGUGCUGCUGGUGAAAAGGGAACUCUUGGUGUUCCUGGCCUGCCUGGAUAUCCAGGAAGAAAAGGUCCAAAGGGUUCAACAGGAUUUGCAGGAUCUCCGGGUCUGAGUGGAGAGAAAGGCAGAAGGGGUAGAGCCGGGCCCCCUGGUGUCCGUGGACAGCGAGGACCCACGGGCGAGCGAGGUGAAAGAGGGCACAGAGGACCUCCUGGCAAGCCUGGACCAAAGGGAAUUGCUGGUAACGAUGGCCCACAAGGUGCCCCAGGGGAGAAGGGACCACAAGGACCUCAGGGACCCACUGGGUUUCCAGGCCCCAAAGGACCCCCGGGACCCUCUGGAAAGGACGGGAUACUCGGGCACCCCGGGCAACGCGGUGAGCCUGGUUUCCAAGGCAAGACUGGACCACCUGGUCCCCCUGGAGUUGUGGGACCACAGGGUUCCGCUGGAGACAGUGGGCCAAUGGGAGAACGGGGGCACCCUGGAGCUCCAGGGCCUCCGGGUGAACAGGGCAUCCCAGGCAGCGCAGGGAAGGAAGGGGGAAAGGGAGACCCCGGUCCCCUUGGAUCUCCUGGUAAACUUGGUCCUGAUGGAUUACUGGGAUUCGCAGGGACCCGAGGACUGCCAGGUGCAACGGGGCCUCCUGGACUGAAAGGAGCAGAAGGACCAAUGGGUGCACCAGGACUGACAGGGUCUACAGGCGAACGUGGGCCAAAUGGUCCAGCUGGUGCUAUUGGCCUCCCAGGUCGACCGGGUGGUCCAGGGCCUCCAGGGCCUGUUGGAGACAAAGGAGCUCCUGGUGACAAAGGUCUUCCAGGUCCUGCAGGCGAAGAUGGCGUCCAAGGCCCCAUGGGCUUACCGGGUCCGAUAGGUUCUCAGGGCCCUCCAGGAGAUUAUGGGGACAAGGGGGAGCUGGGAAAGCCAGGCCAAAAAGGCAGCAAAGGAGACAAGGGCGAGUCGGGUCCCCCAGGGCCCAUAGGAAUACAAGGUCCAAUUGGACACCCUGGACCCAUUGGUUCUGAUGGUAGUCCAGGCCUGAGAGGCUAUCCAGGCAUGCGCGGGCAGAAAGGUGACGAUGGAAUCCGUGGACUGCCAGGUGCUGCUGGUCCUGUUGGACUUCAGGGUCUGCCUGGUCCUCCUGGCGACAAAGGUGAAAGCGGAGAUGUUGGACCAAUGGGCCCGCCUGGUCCUUCAGGAGUGAGAGGGCCUCCAGGUCCCAAUGGUGCCACUGGUCCUUCAGGACUCCCAGGUGGUGUGGGCAACCCAGGACCAGUGGGUGAAAAGGGAGAGACAGGAGAAGCUGGAGACCCAGGCACACCCGGAGAGCCAGGUAUCGCUGGUCCUAAAGGCGAUGUUGGUGAUAAAGGGGACGCAGGUCCGCCAGGUGCAGCAGGACCUGCAGGGGUCAAAGGUCCUCCAGGUGAAGAUGGUGCUAAAGGCGAUGUGGGUCCAGCUGGUUUUCCAGGUGAUCCCGGUCCAACAGGCGAGCCAGGUGUCCCGGGGACAGAUGGUGGAGUUGGUGAAAAGGGCAGUCUUGGUGAUCCUGGCCUGACGGGUCCACGUGGUGCAUCCGGUGAACCGGGCCCUCCUGGAUCGCCUGGAAAGAGAGGACCACCUGGACCUGCAGGCUCAGAGGGUCGAGAAGGCCUCAAGGGUUCAAAGGGUUCUCUGGGACAGGAAGGCCCAGCAGGCAGGACCGGGCCUAUAGGCCCACAAGGGUCACCAGGCAACGUUGGACCAAAAGGUCUCCGAGGGAUACCUGGCCCUACAGGAGAACAAGGCCUCCUCGGACCCCCUGGCCAGGCCGGUCCCCCAGGACCAAUGGGUCCUCCUGGUAUGCCUGGUCUCCGGGGUGCUCAAGGGUUAAAAGGUGACAAGGGGCACGUUGGAUUAAUUGGGUUAAUUGGACCUCCUGGUGAGAUGGGUGAGAAGGGAGAUCGAGGUCUCCCAGGAAUCCAAGGGAUACAAGGCACCAAGGGGGAUGUGGGUCUCCAAGGUUUGAGUGGUCCAAUAGGCCCACGUGGAUCUCCUGGUUUACCAGGUCAACAGGGUUCAAAAGGAUCGAAAGGUUCUGAAGGACCAGUGGGAUUCAAAGGCGACCCUGGACCCCCUGGCCCUCCAGGUCCACCUGGUCCACCAGCAGAGAUAAUACAGCCACUGCCGAUAUACAGGUCAAAGACAAGAAGGCACGCGGAGACUGAGCAAGCUGACGAUACCGGCGGGAGUCUCUUAGACUACACAGAAGGAAUGGAGGAGGUAUUUGGAGCUCUAUCUUCGCUGAAAGAUGAGGUGGAGCUGAUGAGGCGUCCAGUGGGGACUCAGAGUAACCCUGGCCGAACCUGCAAGGAGCUUCAGCUCUGCCACCCACACUUCAAGGAUGGCAAUUACUGGAUUGACCCCAAUCAAGGCUGCUCCAAGGAUUCCUUUAAGGUCUUCUGUAACUUCACUGCAGGUGGAGAAACCUGUAUUUUCCCUGACAAGAGAACUGAAGGGGUUAAAGUUUCAUCUUGGCAAAGGGACAAACCUGGAACCUGGUACAGCAAAUUCAAGCGAGGCAAGCAGCUCAUGUACACUGAUGCUGAUGGCAAUCCUGUCCAUGUGGUCCAGAUGACCUUCCUGCGCCUCCUGAGUGCCGCAGCCCGGCAGAGGUUCACCUACAACUGCCAACAGUCCAUUGGUUGGUACGAUGCUGCUGCAAAGAGCUACAAGAAAGCAGUGCGCUUCCUAGGAGCCAACGAUGAGGAGCUGUCGCACUCCAAGACUCCGUAUAUCAGUGCCAUCUAUGAUGGCUGCAAACUGAGGAAGGGCACUGACCGGACUGUGCUGGAGAUUGAAUCUCCGCGUGUUAUUGACUUGCCCAUCAAAGAUGUCGCUGUGACUGACUUCGGAGAGCAUCAGCAGAAGUUUGGUUUUGAGGUCGGCCCUGUCUGUUUCAACAGCUAAACCUCAGAACGCGUGCCCCGCUAUUUUCUCUGUGUCAUGUUUUUUUAAAUGCAAAAUGCACAUUUUUUUGUAUUCCCUUUUGUCUCUAUUAUUCAUGCUGCAGAUGUUUUUUUUUAUUGUGUGUGAAUAACAAUAAAAUAAUUCCUGCCCUUGUGGGGCUCAAGUCUUAUGACCUUUUGAAGAGGCCAAGUCAGUGGUGGUUAUCUCUGGGUCAUUCUAAAUUCCACAGUUUUCUGCUCUGAUGGUAGAUGGCUAGGAGAGCCUUCUUCCCAGUAAUUCCCGAUUGUUGCAGAGGACUGGUGCACCAAAGCUCCUCCCUUUGAGAGGCGUCCUUUCUCCAAUAAAAUUCAACCUAUGACCUGCUUCCUCAGUCUCUGAACACACAGGCAUUUGCACGUGAAGUGUUGAACCAGGAGAUGACGUUAAGGAUUUGGAGCCAGUCCCUUGACACUGCUGCGUUGGUAAUGAAGCUGAGAAAGCAAAAUAAGAAAUUACAUUCAAAACUGCUUGGGUUUCAGGCUGACAUUUUCCUGUGGCCUCAUUGAAGCAACGCAUUAAAAAUGCCCUUAAAUCUGGUAGAUUGACCCUUUAUCAGUUAGUUUAUUUUUCAGAAAAGAAAACUCUCAAACUAUGUUUUGACUGCUGAAAAAUUAACUAACCCCUACUUGGAUUCAGGGUCUACAGUGAAAUCUUUAGCAUGAUGCCUACCUGUAACCGAUUAGUGGAUGUAUGUGGCAAUUAGCCCAAGGCUCCACCCUGAUGUACAGAGCUUGAUCGCAUGCUGGUGUGUCUCUGUUUGCAGCAGGAUACCACUGGCAUUUAUUUACGUAGAAAUACAGAGAGUCUACAAUUGCCCCAAAAACAGGCCAUUCAGUCCACCAAAAUGGUCUAUACUAGCGAAUGUACGCCACUAUGUAUAAAUACAAUGAGUCUGCAACCCAGAAACAGGCCAUUCAGUCCAUCAAAUGGUCUAUGCUGGCAUGUAUACUCCCUGAGUCUCCUAUCUGCCAUGCCCUUCCUCCCUUACAUACCCCACCGCCCGCACCCCACCCCACCCCAAACCCAUCCAAAUGUCUACUCCUAUCAAAAAGCCCAACCCUUUGAGCAGUGGAAAGGUUUAUUUGUACUCAGGAUGAAAUGAGAUGGAACACUCAAUCCCCAGCUGCCUUGAGUCAGUCUGUGGAUCUACCUAGGCGUGAACAUUGGCACCAUUUCACCCCAGCCGGUUACAUCUGCCCAAUUCACCAGCAGUAAAUCCCUCUACUUGCUGAGAAAGCUACACCAUCUCAGAAACUGGGCAGCCACGGUCUAAAAUUUGGAUUUUGACUCCUUCCAACCCUCCCAAACCCAACCCAUGGAUUCCCCAGGAUAUUUUGUUUUCAGAUUACCAUGUGAUUUAAGACACAACCAACAUUGUGCUUGCGAUGUGGAGUUGACAGGGGUUUGCAAACCCUUAUCAGUUACUUCCCAGGGCAAGGUGAAAGGUGGCCAAAUUAGUGACUAAAGGUCAAAGUUAAGAGAUGGAGUAAUUCUUUACAAGAUUCCAACUCAUAACCAAAUAACCAUAAUUUUUGCAUUAAAGAAUGAAUUACCUAAUGACUUUGAUUAUAUUUUUGAUCAAAUUUGUGACUAUCCAGAACACCAUUGGAAUCCCAGUUUGGCAAAUGGGCUUCUCUUUGCACCUUCAAUGCUUGACUCCACCAUCCCUCAGUUCAAAGUAUCACCAGUGUAAGUUAGUGGCAAAAGAACCAGAGCAGAGAUAAGGAGAGUUUUUUUGUUUUAAAACAGGAGUUUAGAACACAUUUCGGGAGGCAUGACCUAGUGGUGUUAACCUGUCCAUGGAAAGCAGGACAAAUCCAGCCCUGCAAUUGUCACUGCAGUCUCUUCUCAACUAUAGGGGUGGUGAUGGCAUUGUGGUAUUAUUGCUAAACUAUUAAUCCAGAGACCCAAGUUUGUAUCCUGUCACAGCAGAUGGUGGCAUUUGAAUUCAAUUGAAAAACUACUGAAAUUAAGAAUCUAAUGAUGACCAUGAACCCAUUGUUGGGGAAAAACCCAUCCGGUUCACUAAUGUCCUUUAGGGAAGGAAACUGCCAUCCUUCCCUUGUCUGGCCUACAUGUGACUCCAGACCACAGCAAUGUGGUUGACUCUCAAAUGCCCUCCAGGCAAUUAGGGAUAGGCAAUAAAUGCUACCCUAGCCAACGACGCCCUCAUCCUGCGAAUGAAUGAAUAUUUGUUUUUUUUUAAAAAUCUUCCUGAUAAGAUGGUAAAAGUAGAUUCAAUGGUCACUUCUAAGAGGGAGUUGAGUAGUCGCUCAAGGGAGGGAAGAGACAAGCCAGACGAGAGGAGAGCGUGAGACUAAUUGGAUCACUCCUCCAAAGAGCCGGCCCAGACACAGUGGGCUGAAUGGCCUCCUCCACCAGCAGGAAAGGACUCCAGGGCAAAGAGGCCCUUGCCUGUACAGAGUUCCCAUGCAACAUUGCUAUGGCAGACUACCUGUAGCAGCAUUCGGAGCAUAUCCUAUCAAAACUGAAGCCAAGGCCUCUCUGGUAAAAACAAUUGGCUGAACCGUCAAUAAUUUUAAACUACUAAGUCUGCAUGUAUUUGCUCCAGCUGCUCCAGUUUCCUCCCACAGCCCAAAGAUGUGCAGCUUAGGUGGAUUAACAGUGCUAAAUUGCCCAUAGAGUCCAGUUGUGUGCAGGCUGGGUAGAUGAACCAUGGUAAAUGCAGGGUUAUGGGGAUAGGGUAGGAGUGAGUCUGGUUGGGAUGCUGUUUAGAGAGUCAGUAUGGGCUUGACGGGGCCAAAUGGCCUCUUCCCAUGCUGUAAAGGAUUCUAUGAAACAGCGUAUUCAACACUUCCUGUUGACAUACCUGAGAGAAAUCAGAAGGUGGUUGACAUACGAAUUGAGAGACAAACAGACCAGAACCCUCAGAAAUUGAAGCUGUGGCCAUUUGGAGAGGAAGUGGGGUUCACAGACAGGCAGGUUGCCCAAUGAAUGGCUGGCAGUUUUCCUUGAGGUUUGAGGGCCUGAGAUGGGGAGAGAAUAGUUACAGGAACCUUCUUUUGCCUGUAACCUGACAGGAUGGUGGUCGAUGCCGAGCUUGGGUGCCUGAAAUGAAAAGCUUUCUUUUCUCUACUUCCAUGAUCAGGGCAACAAUUAAAAAAAAAAUCAGUGUGUAGCCUAAUAAUAGAGUGAAGCGUCGAUGGCCUUUUCAAAAGGGCAAACAUUACUUUUCCAACAAGUGUAGCACCUUGUCGCUCACUAUCAGAAGAAUCAGAAAUUUACAAAUCUAAUAUAUAUUGAGGUAAAAAUAAAAUGGGGUAAAUCAAUUUUUACAGAAUUGCUACAGACCCGUUUCAGUUUUGGGGAAAUAGCGGAUCAGUUCAUACCAAUUAUCCUUUAACCCUUGAUCCACUUCCUCCUGCCUUUACUGUGACAGAAAUGAUACUUCUCAAACCAAGUUUUAAACGGUGCUAAUCUCAAAAUGCCAAAAUUGUAUUAAGCUGUGUUGCUUGACUUUUUUUGUUACAAAAAAGUAAUUUAUGGAGUUGUUAUUUUUAGAUGCUUCUUGGAUGAGUGUUGGCAUAAUUUAUUUCAGUUUAAGAUGCCUUUGUGUAUAUAAAUAUCUUUUGUUUAAAAUAAGAGGAAAGCAUUUGGAUUAGAUCUAUUAAGUCUUGAGCAGGGGCUAGAAAUUCGUAUUCACUUUAAGGGUCAGUAGUCUCAGGUUCCCAAGUGAAUUGGCCAUUUUAAUGUUCUUGCGCACAACUUAUUCUGGGCUGUCUCAGCCAAGGUUUCCCUUGAUUAACUUCACUGAUAUCUGAGUCGGUAGAGAACUAGGCUGGUUGCAUGUUGGACCAUUCCGUGCUUGGCUGUGCUCCCAGUACUCUCACUCUGACACAGCCAGGGGAGAGGAAAAUUGUCCCAGUUCACCCUGUCCGAAUGGCCACCACAGUGAUUUCCACUGGUAUGUGCCUGCAGGGACGGGAAUUGGGCGAGUACGACAACCUCAGGGCCAAAUGGCCCCAUUGACACUUUGUCCCUUUGGAUUGCAAAUGGAGUGCAGCCAUCUUGUGGAGUCGCCUGCCAGAAAGAGUUUACCACCUUGGAGGGAUUGAUGCAGGUUGCACCAUGUGCUGGAUCCAAAGAUCCUAUCAUAACUUUGGUCUGAAAAGAAAACGAUGAAUUAAAAAUGAUUAUAAAAUGGCUGUACAUGAACUGUUGGAGUCUUCCAUCAUGCCGUAGAGCCACCAGGAUAAUUACAGGGUGUGUACUUACAGCAUAUAUUUGGGCCAUUUUGCCCAGUUUGCUCAUGCUGAUGUAUAAGUUCCAUUUGAACCUCUACUGCCAUCAUUCCCCACCUCAGCACACUGUAUAACCUUCUAUUUUCCUGCCCCUACCUAUAAUUUUCUCCCUACAGUGUGGAAACAGGCCCUUUGGACCAACAAGUCCACACCGCCCCUUGCAGCAUCCCACCCAGACCCAUCCCCCUAUAACCCACGCACCCCUGAACACUACAGGUAAUUUAGCAUGGCCAGUCCACCUAGCCUGCACAUCUUUGGACUGUGGGAGGAAACCAGAGCACCCGGAGGAAACCCACACAGACAUGGGGAGAAUGUGUAAACUCCGCACAGACAGUCACCUGAUGCUGGAAUCGAACCCUGGUCCCUGGUGCUGUAAGGCUGCAGUGCUGACCACUGAGCCACCGUGCCGCCCAUCUAUACUACUCAGGUCAACCACUCCCCGUGAUAGAGAUUUCCAGUAAUCACCACUCUGCGGAAUCACAAAGUUAGUACAGCACAGGAGGCCAUUCAGUGCCUGCACUGGUUCUAUUACCUGGAGCCAAUCUCCAGCCUUCUCCCCAAAUCCCUGCACACCAGUAAUAUCCAAAUAGUCAUCCAAUGCCCCUCUUGAAUGCUAUGAUUGAACCUGCCUCCACCAUGUUUCACAGCAGUGCAUUCCAUACCCUAACUACUCACUAUGUGAGAGUUAGUAGGAACUGCAGAUGCUAGAGAAUCUGAGAUAACAAGGUGUAGAGCUGGAUGAACACAGCAGGCCAAGCAGCAUCAUUUCUGAUGAACGGCCUGGGCCCGAAAUGUCAGCCUGCCUGCUCCUUUGAUGCUGCUUUGCCUGCUGUGUUCAUCCAGCUCUACACCUUGUUUACUCAUUGUGUGAAAAGAGUUGUUCUGUCCCCACAUGGCGUUUGCUUCGAUUGCACCUCACAUUAAAAUUGCAAAGCCAUUUUCAGGAUGAAAGGGUUUCUUCUGAAUUCCCAGUUAGGUUUCUUGGUGACUAUCUUACACUGACAACCUCCAGUUUAUGUUCUUUCCCCCAAAGUGGAAAGAUUCUCUCUGUUAAUGUAUCCUAAAACCAACGUCACAUUGUUUCCAUUAAAUGUAAACUGGGGAUGGGGAGGCUGGGAGUGGGCCAAGAGGAGUCCCAUGUUAUACACCAGGCCUGACUAUCUCCUACCUAGCUAACCUCUACCCUCCCUAGUCCCAUUUCAUCCUAACCCAACUACCUGCAUCCUAUCCCACUACCUUUCCCCACUGACUCAUUGCUUCUAGAUUCACACCCCCAUCCACCCGACAGCCUGCACAUCAAAUAUUCCAUGCUGCAACCCCAUGGCAACAGCUCUGACCAAUCAGAACCUGCCUGCCUGCUCCGAGGAUUAACAUUUACAAUUAACUGCUCUUGCUGCAUUUCUGUGUCAAUAAUGACUCAACCAAUCAGCACCCUCUUCUCAUGCUGGCCCUCCCUCCAGAUCAGUUUCUCAUCUUCAAGUUCUGAUGAGUUCGAGGUGAAAAAUCCAGACUUCUUAUCUCCUUUUCGCAAAAGUUUAAAUUUAAUUUCCUUUCGUGGUUUUGACCUUCCUCACCUCCAUUAGUGUCCUGCAACCUUGAAACCUCUGUCUCUAGCUUCUUUACACUCCAUUCUGCCCCACACUCUUGGUAGUGAGUUCAAGCUGCUUUCCUUAAGCCUCCCUGCCCCUUUUGUCUUCUGGAAAGUCCACCUGUUUGACCUGAGCUCGAGUUUAUUUCAUCAUCUGAUCUGGGGAGGGGUGGGGACGGUUAUCUUCCCCGUGUUUCUGCACUAUGUUCGAAGUGCCUUGUAAAUAAAGCCUGCCAAAGCCUUCCUCCCCUACCACCACUAUGUUAAAAUGGAGCGACAAACACAGUCGUGUAAACUGGAGUUAUUAAAUUGUGGGGCUACUGACCUUUAGGAUUAACAAAUAUGUAUUGAAAGGAAUUUCUACCUCUUCCUAAAUGCUACUGUACAUGUACUGCCACAAUUUCCAAUACCACUGUGCCACAUGCUGUAUUCUGACACAUGUUAACGUACUGUGUCUACUCCACAUGCUCAGUCGGUAUAUAGGGGAGGGGAAUCAAAAGCAGGAAUGCAAAGUUCUACGUGCUGCCUAAUUCCUAGUUAGCGCACAUAUAGGGUGCUGGCAUAUGCUUUCUGUAUCAAUAAGCGAACAAGUAUUCAUGUAUCAUUUCGAAUGAGGCUGGGCAGAAACAUCACCCAGACUGUCAAUGUUGUAUUCUCCCAGGGGCCAAACUAAAACCAAAACAUUGAACAAGAUUGCUGUACAUGCAUUGGAACUAGAAAUGCACAGCCAUUAAGGGUGAAGUGGGGAAGCUGGAUUUAAAGGAUGUGUGCACUGUUGGUAGUUUUGAAUGUGCAACUAAAAUCAUUGCACUAAAAGGCCUCUUGUGGCACAGUGGUAGUGUCCCCACCUCUGAGCCAGGAGGCACAAGUUCGAGUAUUCCCUGCUCCAGAUGUGUGUCCGAACAGGAAGUAGAAAGUUAUUACUGCAACUGAAAUUGAUUGGUUUGACCGGACAUCAGCAAGCAGGAGACAGAGGGCAGUUUGCUGCUGUAAUUUGCUUUUUUGGUCUGUGAACUCUUCAGGUUGGGCAUUCCCCGAUCUUAGUGGGAGUGGCAGAAGAUUCCACCAUUGUGCCCAUCACCCAAGAAGGAGGGGUGGAGGGAAAUAUCAUCAGUGCCCUCCCAACAUGAUAAGCUAACCAGUUCCUCUUGUUGGAGCAGGCCUUGUGAUAAGGCCAACUUUGACCUUGAUGAGACCCCUCUGAGGCUCUCAUGGGCGAUACGCUUGGACCAUAAUUCUCUCUGAGCCCCUGCUGCUUCAGAACAAAAAGCAAAGGCACGGUCUUUGUGGGUCAAAGGACCUGCUCCUGAGUCGUGCUGUUCUUCACUCUUUGAAGAGGAGAUAGGUGCUAUACCUUUGAAAAUAAGAUGGGUGCUAUAAAUCAACGGUCUUUUCUCAUUAAAUCUGAGUGACAUAAAAUUUGUUUGGUAAAACAAUUUUGCGAAGGUAGCAAAUUUUCAGUCACGCCAUCCAUCACCCUCUUGAAACCUUUAGGUGCCUUCCAUGCAAUGGGUUCGUGCUGAAUUCUUGUGGUGCUUUUUCGGAGUUGGCCCCUUGUGUAUUAUGAUGUGUGAUUUCUGUUUGUACAUUGGAAUGUCAAGCACUGAACAAAUACAGAUUGUUUUGUCAUAAGGUCUGUAGCAUAUUAAUGCAGUAAAAAUUGAUAUUCAGGAAAAAAAUGUAAAUUUAGUUACAGAAUUAAAAAAAAAUGCAACUGA